AUGGCAUCUGCCGCCUCAGCUCUCUUCGCCACGGCGCUCGUCAUGGCGCUCAUGCUCGCCGGCAGCAGCACUUGCCAUGCUGCACGCUUCCUUGCCGACUCGACUUCGGCUGACACUCCUGCCACCGUGCCUGCGGUGCCUGCCGCGGCGGCCUUGCCACCGCUUCCCGCGGUCACCGUGCCACCGAUGCCCACGGUGCCGGCGGUCCCCACGGCGACCCUCCCGCCGAUGCCCACAGUACCAAACGCCGCGCUGCCCCCUAUGCCGGCCGUCCCCGCCGUGCCCAAGGCGACACUCCCGCCGAUCCCCGCCGUGCCCACGGUGCCGGCCGUCCCCGCCGUGCCCAAGGUGACACUGCCACCGAUGCCCGCCGUGCCUAAAGUGACACUGCCACCAAUGCCCUCCAUCCCGGGCGUGCCGAAGCCAUUCUUGGCGCCACCUCCUUCGGCAUAA
Miscanthus lutarioriparius is the source of this 453-nucleotide messenger RNA. The record is from the annotation of a GenBank genome assembly. NCBI's taxonomy places the organism in Eukaryota, Viridiplantae, Streptophyta, Magnoliopsida, Poales, Poaceae.